Molecule: messenger RNA, 1864 nt
Organism: Uloborus diversus
Lineage: Eukaryota; Metazoa; Arthropoda; Arachnida; Araneae; Uloboridae
Product: sialin-like
Exons: 10
Coding region: 164-1543 (459 amino acids)
Biological process (GO): transmembrane transport; monoatomic anion transport
Molecular function (GO): transmembrane transporter activity
Source: RefSeq, a predicted model, not a curated record
AAAGUUAGAAAUAUGCUGCAAGUUAUGCAAGGGAAGAAGUUAUACCGUCGAAAACAUAGAAGAAAGUGGAAAUACAGGGGCACAGAAUAAAGAUGGAGUUAAAGAGAGUUUUUGGAAAAGACGACACGUAAUCGCACUCCAUGGAUUUUUCGUUUAUUAUCUUAUGGCUGCUUACAGAAUUAACAUAAGCGUCGCCAUGGUUGCUAUGGUGGAUCUUUCAGGCUAUGAAAAUCAUACUCUUCAGCAAAACUGGAAUGUAUCAUCAGGCAAUAGUAGUCAAGUUACAUUUGAUCAAGGCAUUAAGUACAACUGGAGUCCGAAAAUUCAAGGUUGCGUCAUAGGGGCCGGUUUUCUAGGAUAUGUUCUAUCUUUGAUAGCUGGAGGAAAACUGGCAGAAACAUUCGGACCUACAAUAGUGCUAAUCAUUGGGACAUUCACUUCAUCAUUCAGUACCACAGUUUCACCACUAACAAGCAACAUCAGCCCUUAUUUUACGAUGUUGAUUCAAUGCGUACGAGGAGUGGCUCAGGGUUUGAUGCUCCCAGCAAUGACAGUUUUAUCAGCAAACUGGUUUCCCAGAUCGGAGCGCGGGUUUCUCUCCGGACUUUCUCUCUCUGGAGGUGCGCUUGGAGUUUUAGUGACAGGAAUCCUAUCCAGUUUAAUUUGUGACAGUGUUUCCUUGGGAGGUUGGCCUUCAGUUUUUUAUAUCUUUGGAGGGUUUGGAAUUUUACUGUCAGUACUUCAGACACUUUCUUUGAAGAGCUUACCUAAAGAUGAUUUAAGAAUAUCUAAAGAGGAGCUGAGAUAUAUUUUAGAAAACCAAGAAAAUGAAAUGACAAUAAAGAGGCCAGCAGCUCCUUGGGGUCAAAUAUUGUAUUCUAUGCCUACAUAUGCCCUGUUGUUAGCUUCUUUUGGACAAUAUUGGAUGAUAGUUCAUUUUGUAUCGGUUCAUGCAACAUUUUUAGCGACUGUUCUUCGUUACCCAAUUACUGAGACUGGAACAUUGAUUUCCGUGCCGUUCUUGCUAAGGUUGAUCUGUAAUGUGUCGUCGAGUUUCUUAUCUUCCUGUUUGACCACAAAUAACUACUUAAGUUUAAACAAAGUUAGAAAAUUGUGGAAUCUUAUUGGUUCUGUGAUCUACUCCCUUUGCCUCGCUCUUAUAAUUUUUUCGAAUUCUGAAAAUACAGUGACAAUCGUCUGCACCAUUUUAGGAAUUGGCAGCACCGGUUUUAUGAACAGCAGUAUAAUGGUGAUUGCUCUAGAUAUGAGUCCAACUUUCUCCGGUUCCUUAAUGGGCUUGAGUACAACAGUUGGAUCUCUUUCUGGAUUCAUACUACCUGUUGUGUAUGGCAUUUUAACGAAUGAAGAGCAAACAGUACAACAGUGGAACAAAUUCUUCAUUAUAAGCAUUGUCAUAGUCAUGAGUUCAGCAAUAUUCUUUUGUAUUUUUGGAUCUGCUGAAAUUCAAAGUUAUAACUCAUCCGAAGAGAAAUUGUCUCUCAAGACCGAAGGAGAAGCAAAAAGUUAUUCAAAGGUUGCUUAAAUGGUUGAUACUUCAAAAUUUUUCAACUACGCUUGCCUUACAACAAUGAACAUUGUGGCAAAGAAAAAUAAAGGGGUGCAAGUGGACUUUUUAAAGUUACGAGAAACAUGCGUUUAAAAUUCAGAUCCUUGGUAUGCUUUCACUGAAAGUCCUGCUAUAUAGCAGCACCUAUCAGGAAUACGUGUUCUGCCUCUUGCCUCGAAACAAAGGGCAGGUUUUCCUACCAUUUGUGCAGGUUAUCUCGAAAUUUUUUAUUUUGUCACUUACAUCCCUUUGCUUCUCACUACCUCAAUUUUAGCAGACCUAGUUAUUUUUAUUACA